This is a messenger RNA of Cotesia glomerata, 4355 nucleotides long. RefSeq names its product polypyrimidine tract-binding protein 1 (gene heph). Gene Ontology annotation, cellular component: nucleus. The transcript has 15 exons. The record is from RefSeq and is a predicted model, not a curated record. Gene Ontology annotation, molecular function: mRNA binding. The coding region runs from base 2098 to 3861 and encodes 587 amino acids. Lineage: Eukaryota; Metazoa; Arthropoda; Insecta; Hymenoptera; Braconidae. Gene Ontology annotation, biological process: regulation of RNA splicing; mRNA processing.
CAGUUUCAGUUGUGUCAAGCUAGGCGAUCGAGUAGGACGCUCUUUAAUCGUUCCACCUCCAAAUCUAUCUCCCAACCGCCCGCCUGUUUGCUAAACUUGAACCGGAGCCACGCGCGCACAAGUCUCGUAUUUAUUCUCAUUCUCUUGCUCUUGUCUUGGUUAUUUAUAUUUUCAUUCAUUUAUUUUCUUCAUCUUAAUCAUCAUUAUCAUCAUCAUCAUCAUCAUCAUCAUCAUCAUCAUCAUCAUCAUUUUCAUAAAGUACGCUACAACUUUCGUAACGUCACUACGUCCGCUGUCAUCCCGAGCUCUCACCGUCACCGUUAUCGCCGUCGCCGUCACACUCACCGAGUACUAGUCUUCUAUUCUAAACAAACACUAUUUAUUAUUAUAAAUAAAUAUUUAAGUAUAAUAAAUUUAAAUUAAUAUCAAGAGAAAGUUAAAUCAACAACUAAAACAAAACACAGAGGGUAGUGCGUGCUCAUGUGUGGGUGACGUGCCAGCUUGUUUAUCUGAUAACUGGAAGACAGUCGCGUGUGUCCAUGUAAUCACGUGCAACGUCUCAGUUGCUCUAACCUCUAAGUAAUCCGACGCUAAAAUAGCCAGUGGAUUGUAGACUGCAAACUGCUAAUUGUAAACUACCUAGUCGGGUUACUGAUUACACCUCCACCCUCAACAUUGCAAGCUGAUAACCAAAAAUGUGUCUAGUGCGGCUGUAAAUAAUUUUUUUAAAUUACUAUCAAUAAUUAUCAACUAUCAAUCCAAUAUCAGUAAUCAGUAAUUAUUAUUAUUAAAAAAAAAAAAAAAUUGUUAUGAUAAUUUAUUGAGAAUUCACGAGAUUUGCGUCCAAGACAAUCAACGGCACUUGAUUUUUAAAAUUAAAGUUGCUGUAAAUGAUAACAUAGACCUAAAAUUGAUUAAUAUUGAUGAACUAUUAUUAAAUAUCAAGUAAGAAUGUAUGUAAAGGACCAUGAACACUUGUCGACAUAUCUUGAAGAGUAAAUUUCUUGAUCAGUAAAUCUUAGUAGAUUUGUUAACAAAGAAAUAAGAGAGAAAGAGAUAAUAUUGUCACUUUCUACCUGGCAUACUGAGUAGUGGGCGCGUGGUCUCAUUUAGCGACCUUGCCUCCAAGGACUCGUGAAGAAAAGUAAAACAACGAGACAAUCAUUAUCAGUGAUCCCAGGUACCCUCACGCUCAAUUGCACGUACAAAAUAUAUUAUUCACUGGACUUAUUAAAAAUAAAUAAAAUAAUUGAUGAUUUUGAUGCUGGUAGAUAUUAAUUCAUCUAGAUAGUACAUGUGUAAAUAAAUUAGCACGUGUCGUGCAUAUCCAAGGUUACUUUGAUAAAUAAAUUAGAGAUUGAUUGAAUUUAAAGGUUGUGAUCAGCGAACAAUUUGUCAUUCUAGUCAUAUCAUUAUUGUGAUUGCGCUCUAGAGUAAAAAUUUACGAGAGUUUGAGACCGAAUAUCGGUUAAAUUAUUAUUGUAAUUAUUGCUCGGUUUGAGAAGAGUUGAGAAAAGAGGAUAAGGAGAGCAGGCUGGAAGUUUUAAUCAGCGAGUCAAGCUGUGGUGGCAAACAAGUGCACCUCGAGAUCAAGAUUCGAGUAAAUUUUGUUUUGUAAAAAAUCAGCAUUGGAAUCAACAAUUGGGCGGCGGAAGAAAAAGUCUGUGGGAAGCGGUAGCGGGAAAGUCGGCCAUUCUCCGGCCAUUUACCCGCGGAAAUAAUUACUCCGGGUGUGAGUAUAAAUAUUUUAUUACUAGCACCGGGAAAAAAUCUGAAUUCGGCGAGCACGAGGACGUGAACGCCUUGGAAAGAGGCUUGAACGCCAUCACCACGUAUUUUCAUUCGUACUCGUUUGUGCCGGGAGGUGCGGUACCCCUGCCACCGGCCCUGCACGGAAGUCAUCCCAGUUUUACCGGCGGGCACCACUUGUUCGGCCAGCAGGGCUGCAGUCUCGCCUGCACCUGCACCUGUACCUGUACCGCGAGCAUCGUCUCCGCGGCAGCACACCACCCUCAGUUGCAUCAGCACCAUCGUGCCCUUGGCACUGCAUCCUCCGCCACGGUUCUCCUCCAGCCCGUCGAUCAGAUCAAGGACGCCAUGGUGAGUGUCCCCAUGAGUGAAUUUCUGCAACGAGUAACGAGCACAUUUGACCUGCGGAGAGGAAGUGAUGAACUCUUGUCUCAAAGUGGUGCCGUCAAUAAUGGUGCAUCGAUGAGUCCUCAACCUCAUCAUGCGACUGACAACAACAAUGAUGCGAAAAAGGCCAAGCUGGACAAGAGCCACAACGGAAAGCCCUCAAGGGUGAUCCACAUACGGAACAUCGCCAGCGAGGUCUCAGAGUCCGAGAUCAUUAAUUUAGGAAUGCCCUUUGGCAGAGUGACCAACGUCCUUGUUCUCAAGGGAAAGAAUCAGGCGUUUUUGGAAAUGGCUGACGAGAACGCCGCGACGACGAUGGUCGGUUAUUAUGCAUCGAGCGGUGCUGCUCUCAGAGGACGUGCUGUCUAUGUUCAAUUCAGCAAUCACCGGGAACUCAAGACUGACCAGGCCCACAGCAACGCGGUCAGUAGUCUCGCUACAAACAACAUCGUCAAUAAAUUAAACAACUCUAACACGCAAGUAGCACUGCAGGCGGCUCAGGGCCAGAAUAUCCAGAGUCCUGGCGAAACUCAAGGAGGACCCAACACCGUGCUUAGGGUCAUCAUCGAGCACAUGAUCUACCCUAUUUCUUUGGACAUUCUUUAUCAGAUAUUCACGCGCUUCGGAAAAGUAUUAAAGAUUGUCACUUUCACUAAAAACAGUACGUUCCAAGCCUUGAUACAGUACUCGGAUACAAUAGCAGCCCAGAAUGCUAAAGCGACUCUCGAUGGACAAAACAUCUACAACUCUUGCUGCACACUGCGCAUCGACUUUAGCAAAAUGCAGAGCUUGAAUGUCAAAUACAAUAAUGACAAAUCACGGGAUUACACAAAUCCGACGUUGCCGACUGGUGAUCCAAAUCUUGACGCCGCUUCUUUGGCACUUGGUGGUGAAUUACUUCCUCAGCUUCUUCUCAGUGCUGGUACUCAACAGCGCGCUCGUUUACCUGUAGAGUCAAUUACAGGAGCUCCGAGCGUCCUUGCGUCGCCUUUUGCCGCAAUGCAUGGACUCCCCUCGCCUCUAGGAGGCCCUUACGGUAAUGGCGUGGCACCAGGUGCUGGACUCGCUGGUCUUGGCGGCUUCAGUCUCGGCGCGGGUGCUCUGGGUGUUCGUGUGCCCGGCAAUCCCCAGAUUUCCUCUGUCUUGCUCGUCACCAAUCUUAAUGAAGAGAUGGUCACGCCUGACGCUCUCUUUACCCUGUUUGGCGUUUAUGGGGAUGUACAACGUGUGAAGAUUCUUUACAACAAAAAAGACUCAGCCCUUAUCCAGAUGGCCGAGCCUCAUCAAGGACAUUUAGCAAUGACUCACAUGGACAAACUAAAAGUCUUUGGAAAACAAAUCAGAGUGAUGGUGAGCAAACACCAGACUGUCCAAUUACCGAAGGAGGGACAACCAGAUGCGGGUUUAACUAAAGACUACACCAACAGUCCUCUUCACCGAUUCAAAAAGCCUGGCUCGAAAAACUACCAAAAUAUCUACCCACCAAGUGCGACCCUGCAUUUAUCAAACAUUCCGGCGACUGUAACAGAAGACGAGAUAAAGGAUGCAUUUACGUCGAACGGCUUCACAGUCAAAGCAUUUAAAUUCUUCCCUAAGGACAGAAAAAUGGCCCUUAUUCAGAUGCCUAGUAUGGAUGACGCAGUAGCAGCUCUCAUUAAAAUGCACAACUAUCAAUUGAGUGAGUCCAACCACCUGCGAGUUUCAUUUUCAAAAAGCAACAUCUAACAAGAGAGACCUUACAUCGAGUCGCAGUGGUUCCAGCCAUACGCUCUUGUUCACUAUUGGACCCACUCUACCCUCUAUGACUGAUAGAUCCACCGACUCCACAAUCGCUCCGAUAAUGGACUACCAUUCACCCAAGCACACUACAUACUACUGCUAGAUACUGCUAUACUUUACCCAUCGAACUUAACAGCCAGCUCGCUAUCAUUCGUCAACGUCCUUCAGCAGCAACACUUGACAAUCAAAGUCUAAGGGAAUGAGUAUCAGGACUUCGGUCAACUUGUCACAUUCCUAUUAAACAAACGCUAUCAGUUAUUACAAUUAUUUUAUCUGAUAAUUAAUUAUUUUUAGUUAUUAUUAUUAAUACUAAUAUUAAUAUUAAUUUAGAUUUUAAAAGCUAAUCAUGUGAGACUUGAUAAUAAUUAAGAAUAAGAGUGUCUUUGCGUUACUAAAGUAUACCGAUAAUAGUUGAUCAUGAUAAAAAUUACCGUCGGAUU